GCACGAUGCGCAAGUAGCCCUCCUCGGUGAGUGUGGCUUAACUGGCGCCCGGACGUAUCGCGUGUGACUUUGCAAGCACUUUGACUCAUCACCUGGAGACGCGUGACCGCAGGCAGAUCAGUGCAGCAGCAGAAAAAAAAACUAAUCGCAACAACGGCGGACGGGUCGACUUGAUGUGCACCAAUUUGAUAGACGCGGAUCGCGAUUAGGCUUAGCCACUUUCGAAAGUGGCUCACAUUUGCAAUUGAAGUGAGCGUCCAAUUGAAUUAUGGAUUCAGAAGUUGAUGGCAUGUAAUAGAAGCAAUGAUCGCUCCGGAUGAAUCGAGGGAAAGAAAAAAAAAUGUGAAUAAAAGUGUAGACAAGUAGCAUCUGGUUCAGCCUCGAGCAGAUCCAUCCGGCAACGCUACGUUUGAUUACAAAUUGCCACUCUCCGUGUACCUUCCAAAUGGCAAUUACAUGCGUUCUUGAAUGAAUAGAGAAAGGUGGAAAAAAUAGAGGUAUUGUAAGGAAAGGUCUGGCGCGAGAAGAAAUGGCCAACGGUGUGAGUGUGUGCUGCUGGUCUGUUCACGGAGAUAGCAUCGGCAUUUAUGAGCUUCCUGGCCUGGGAAGAUAAUUAAGGGUACUGCAGAGUGCAAGAAGUUCUCAAUUUAAUUAGUGUUCAUCAGCAGUGGUAUAGUGCGCAGAGCAUAGAGAUUCUUGGUGUUAAUCCAAUCAAGUCCAAACGCUGCUGUCCAGGGCAGGGAGGUGGAAUUCUUGGCCGCUUGAUAACCGAGUGACGCAGCAGUACCUACACACUGUGGGAGGAGAGUGCCAGACAACGAGCAGCAAAGUUCGUCCUCCCGCUUUUCCAUAAAAGGUUUUUGGAACUGUGACGUGACACACUCGGAUACAUUAUAACAUAAAACUAAAGAUCACUCACUCCCCUUGGAUGCCCUGUAUCAUCUGCACAAUCUCAACCACCCCUAGCCCCUUGAGAAGGGCGCCGACUUCCUAUGGGCAAGUGUGCCUCCAAAGAGCCGGUUACUGGACUGAAUGAAUUUGGAAGCUCCCCGUAUCUGGCCAUCUGCAACGAAGAUGACAUCAUCUACAUCAAUGUGGGCCAAUCGGAAAGUAAGAAAUCAUCCAAAAAGGCGGUGGCCGGCCUUGAAACCAAGGGCACGGCUAUGUCUUUCGGAUUCAAGAAGUACAAAGUACAUCAGACGAGCGGGGCCAACAGCAAGCUGCCAGGCCCAACCAACGGCAUCGAUGGCACCACAAACGGACCAGGUCCAGGAACCGGCACCUUCAAGAAAGUUGGUGUCAUCAACGGCAACAAUCUGUACGGUGGUGGUUCGGAGAAGGAAAGAGCGGCGGAAAGAGACAAUGCUACCGUGAUCUCGAAUCCCGGAGUCGAUGGCAUUUUUAGUGAUAAGAAUGGCAAUAUGGGUUCAACAGAACUAAUCAACGACGACAACGGCAAAACGAAUGGCAGAUCGACACCACGUCUUCAGCCGCCGAAAAAGGACACAUACGGUGCUCCGUAUCGCAACAAUCGGUUUGGCUUCCGCACAUCGAACGUGGUUCGACCGGCUUCGGUCGGCCUCCAGCCGAAAACUAUUGCCGACUACGACAAACAACAUUCCACCAAUAAUAAUAACAACAACAACAACAACCAAACCAAUAACAAUAAUAACGUGUACAUAACCGACAAACGCCGCUCGAAGAGUGCUUCCUCGGCGGCAACGGCACGCACAACAUUUACACCUUUGCAGCAAGCGCCGUCCCAGAUUCAGCAGGAACGUUCGUCGGCCUUGCCACAUCCCGGCAUCGGCGCACUUCAUAAACCACUGCCGAAAUAUCAAUCGGCCAGCAGUGCGACCAAAAUAACUUUAUUGGACUCAUCUUCGACGACGGUUGCGAGCGGCACACAACAAAUGAUGACGAAACGCGAUCAAGUGGAGCAUAAAAAUACUUCUGAAAAUGCACCGGCGGCUGCGGCGCUCAACGGAAGUACCGACGAGCACCGUCCGCAGUCAAAUGUAAAUAAUAUCAACGGCCGACAGCACGUCUCGAUCGCCGACUCCGCACAGCACCACGCCGCUGCUAAUUCAAUAACAAAACUAGCACCAAAGACAGCACAUGCUAACGGAUCGGAAACAGCCUCGGUGGCUAAAUUCACACUCCACAGCUCGAGCCUUCCUAAACCACAAUAUCCGGUACCGAUCAGUCUUUCCGCAGCCAACCCUCGCUAUGAUAUGGAUCCGAAGGGUGCCAAGCAAGCCGUCAACAUAAGUCGCAAAGGAACUCUCCAGGGUCAGCAAAUGUAUCAACUGGAACGAUCAAUCGAUCAGUUACCUGAUCACAGCUAUGAACACAAUCCUAAUGUGGACACAGCAUCCAACAUCCGUAUGCCUCGCCAACGCUACCGCAACCUGGAAAUGGUCAUGAGUGGACGUCAUAAGUUUGAAGUUCGAGAUCUGGAAACCCUGACCGCUGAACCAAUUGUUUCGCUGGCCCUACCAAAACUUCCCGAUUCUUUCAAUUCCAGCGGUCAACAGCAACCAAUUGGGAUGAGUGGUUUGGUUCGCUCGUCCGAACUUCCUCGGCAGCUAAGUGACGACAUCGACAUAAACGAUAACCGGUAUGAGUCGGAACAGUCACCGGUGCAACGGAAGGAUUCAAUCGCAUCAUCCGAUUUGGAAAGUCUAGAAGAGGAAAAACUCACAAGAGACAACAAUUCUUCGGAAAAGAGCUUGAAGGGUGCGAUCAUUAAGGACCUAAUUGAGUCUCACUGUAGCAAGACUUCCUCUCCUGGCAGCUCGAGGGCUUCUUGGUGUAACGCCGGCGAAACAAUGGCCGCAAAAGAUUGCAGCAGUUUCAGCUUGAGUAGUGAGGAAAGCAAUGCUAAUCCUCAGAUGCGCGAUAAAAAGCGACCGAUCGAGGAGGAAGAUGUCAGCACGGUAACCAUCACCGCUGGGAACCCGUCCUGCAUGUCUUCAAUUUCGGCGGCUGUUCCAAUGGACAUAUCUACUAACCUGGACAGUGUAUCCGAAGUUCAGAACAGUUUCAACGAUAACACCUUAUCGGAUCAAUCGGAAAAUAAUCAAAUCUUUCGAACGGAGGAAACUAAAUUUGCCGAAAUCGCAGCCGCCGUCGAUGACAAUCUUCUGCUAGACGACGAAACAUCUCCAACGGACAGUUUGGUCAGCAGCUGCACUGAUUCGGACGAUGUUCGCAAACAUCGUAAGAAAGUGGCCGAAGUAAAGAUCGAUAAGGAUAAGGAGAGGGAUAUUGAUGAAAUAUCACCCGAACUAGAUGAGCUUACCAGUCCGGUGACACCGGGUACACCAACACAUGCUUCUAAUUCGCUGUCCCUCUCGGAUGGCGGACGAGACUUUCUUAUCGACGAUGAGAUUGCUGAUCAACCGGAGCUGGUCUUUGAUGAGCCGGCUCUCAACGAUAGCAGCAUGGUCGAUCUAGGCUCAAUUCACAUCAAUAUCACGGACGAAGCUGCGACCCUGAAGGAUUCUCUGUCAUCAUUGAACAACAAUAAGAACGCCUCAAAAAGUGCUGCACCGGUGCCAAAGCCAAGAAAGAUUAUGUCCGAUAUAUAUGAAUCACCGGCUUCGAUCAGAAAGAACCGGACGAGAUUAUCCCGUGCCGAAUCGCUCGAUACGCUCUCGCCUUGUGAUUCCAUCGCGUCAGACGAUUACAUGCUGGAUUUCAACAGUAGUAUGGAUUCUAUUGACAGACCACCACGUUCGAACGCCAGCGGAAGUGUUUCGGCACUGCACUCGAUGGAUGAGCUGCAGCUCUGGUCGGAGCUGGAAACCAAAGGCGGCACACUAAUGCACGAAUGGAGUAAGCUUCUGCGAUCGCAGCGUAACAGUAACAACAACACAAGCCGGGAGAGCAUAACAUCGCAAUUGCCCACCAGGGCUACCCGGCUGCUGACACGUCGCCUGCAGAACAAUGCAACCCCGACAAACUGCGGAAUCGGUGGUGGCUCCGAUAGUCCCCGGUCGAUGGACAGUUUGCCCCGACGAACGACCCUGUCUGCAGCGUACAAAACGGCCACCCUCAAUCAGUUCAACGGUAUGAACAACAACAACAACUUGGACUCGGCCUCGACGGCUACCAAUUCGGCGGAAGAUCUUACCUUGCUGGACAAGUCCCUGCGCAACUCGAUGCUGCACGAUGUAGUGCACUUCAAGAAGCAGCUGGUGCGGCUCCGUCGGAUUCUACAGGAGGAUGAAGAAAAUUUGAUGACGACCGAUACUCUCAACCCAUUUGAAAACAAUAAUGGGCAAUUCUUCACAACCACGCCGUCAGCCACAACGACGGGAGUCGCAUCGCUGCUGCUGGAGGAUGGAACACCGGCCGCCGGAACCAGUAUCGCCAGUGUGGACAGCAAGCAGCAGGAAAAUCUACUGAUCAAAGAGUCCGGCGUGGUGGCACUGGCUCUGCUCGAGGACCAGCGGCAGGAGCUGGCAGAUCUCAGAAGACAGGUGGUUUACCUUCAGGGUGAGAUGACUGCCAAAGACCGCACCAUCCGACAGCAGCAGAACCUGAUCGAGAAGUACGAAGCCGAACGGGAGAAGCUCCAGGCAGCCCUACCCAAUACUCCCGACGGUGCCACAGGAGAAACGUUAGCCGAUAAGACUAUUGAUACAAUCAGCACUGCGACACAGACUGAGAGGCUGAGGCCACUAUCAUUCGGCGGCCCGGAAGGCUUAGCCAGUCGAAGUGAACCGUCUACUCCAUCAAACGCGCCACCGUUGCGCAAUGGUCUCCGAUCUCCCGCGACCGCCAACAGCAGCCACCAUAGCCAUCACCAUCAAACUCACAAUCCCAACAGUGGCACGCCACCCUCGGCACUAAUCAACAGUAGCCGCACGUCGCUGAACCUCAAGCCAAAAACACAAAUCUCAUCCGUCUACACGCAGCUGUCGUCCAUCAAGCACUCGACCCACAACGGAAUCGCUUCCAACGCAGCUCUGACCACACUGAGCCAUAAACGAGCUUCCCUCGGUUCCAGUGGUAACCUUAGCAAUAUCCCAACCACCAACAGCAGUUCGCCCACGAAAACCGUUCGCACUACCCACAUCGGUAACGUGCUAACCUCUAGCAAACUCAAUCAAGCAGGCUCCAGUUUACCAUGUACUCCCCCAUCACCAACCGCAAAUGGUUCAAGAUUGCUCAAAAGUUCAGUUCGAACGCAGAUAAACGGAGGAAGUAUCGCAUCGCCCACCAAACUGGGAACUACUUCACCCAAGCGAACGUCCGCCAUCAAACCGCCAUCUUCUUUCGGGAGUAACACAUUCCCGGAAGCACCGCCUACUUCGCACAAAUCCAAAUCCGCACCCGUCACACCGAUGAUUGAACGUAUCUCGUCUCCGCAAGCAGGUGGUGUGCAAAUUGUUAUCGAAAAUGUCGAUAAUGUCUCCCGAUCAGUUCGCGUGAAAGAAAACGGCUGUCAUGGACAACAAAAUGGUUGCCCCUCGAUACUGACAGAUGAUGGUGAAAAUAACAAACGCAAUGGCCAACAUGAGGACCAUGAGAAUGAUGAUGAUGAUGAUAAUAAAGAGCAAAUAGCUGAGACGGAAAAAGACGCGAUAAACAAUAAGAUCAAUAGUCUUAAACUAGCUAACGGAUUGACUGGAUGUAAUGAUAGUAGUAGUAAGGAACGUAGUUUAGUUAUCUAGUUCACUAAGAGAAUGAUUAUUUAUAUAUUUAAAUAAAAACAAAAAAAAUACAAACUGGUAAAACUAUACAUAAAUGUGAUCCUAUAACCUAAAUUAUGUGCUUAACGAACAAGUAUUUACUCAAAGCGAACAUUCACUAAUAGAAUGAAAGCGACAUUUAUAGUACACCUUUGAAUAUAGGCUUGAGCAAAAAAAACUAUAUUCUCAAACAAAUCAAGCUGCUUUUUGGAACAACCAUACCAACACCAGUCCAUUUUAUCACAACAACAAAAAUACACAAGUGUUUGAUAGGCAAUCGCAGAAACAUGUUUUUGUCAAAAUUAGGGUGCUGCAAAGAUGCUAAAAUAGUAAACACAAACUUACGUUAUACGUUGUUUCCUCUCCUUCGAGAUAUGUGCAAUCAUAUUGACCUUUUAUUUUAUUUUUAAUCCUAUUGAAUUUAUGUUUUAAUCAGUGAAAUGAAGCUGAACAAUCGAGCGCCCUAGCGGUUGCAGAUAACGAAUAGCGAAUACUAUAUUAUUCUAAUUAUUAUAUAUUGAAUAAGUUAAAAAAAAUCUAAACUUCCUUAUGAUCGACAAGAGAAAAUAUGAGUAAAAAUACAACCUCCAGACAGCAUAAAAACAUUUAAAAGUAAACUCAAAAUAUACCAAUGAAAUCAGCAAAUAAUAUCUGUACCGAAUCGACUCUCAUUGAGCUAAAUAACAACUCGGAAGGCGCUUCCAGUCCUUUUGAACCAGUGAAACAAAAUUGUAAACUUUUAAUCAGCACUAACUCUGCAAAUCAGUCAUUUGGCCAUACAUUUGGAAUACGUUGAUUACUGUACAUUUAAUGGAAAAAUACAUUUCACAAAGGAA
Messenger RNA from Topomyia yanbarensis, 6538 nucleotides. Its product is annotated as probable serine/threonine-protein kinase nek3. The coding region runs from base 993 to 5684 and encodes 1563 amino acids. The record is from RefSeq and is a predicted model, not a curated record. The transcript is spliced from 14 exons. Lineage: Eukaryota; Metazoa; Arthropoda; Insecta; Diptera; Culicidae.